Molecule: messenger RNA, 17034 nt
Organism: Lobosporangium transversale
Lineage: Eukaryota; Fungi; Mortierellomycota; Mortierellomycetes; Mortierellales; Mortierellaceae
Exons: 11
Coding region: 1-16995 (5664 amino acids)
Biological process (GO): rRNA processing; ribosomal large subunit assembly
Cellular component (GO): preribosome, large subunit precursor; nucleus
Molecular function (GO): ATP hydrolysis activity; ATP binding
Source: RefSeq, a predicted model, not a curated record
AUGGCAUCUUCUGGCCCUUUCACCUCAGUGUCAACUAUCCAUGAUCCACUCAGCAUGGAUCUCGCGGCUGCAACCACAAACUUUCUUGAGUUUUUGGAUACCUUCAAGGAGAAGGGCAAAGAAAUGGCCUCAUACAAUAACAAAGUUAUGACUGCAUCGCAACUCCAAUUACUGCAUGCUUUGGCUGAUCGAUCAAACCCUUUUCAACGUUCAGAGAUUUCACAAGUGCUCAACAUUUUGUCGAACCUGCUUAAGAACCAGCAUUUGGCAAUAAAGAUCGUAGAAUUGUAUCGACCUAUUGUCCUUGAUCUGGUCGCUCGAUGGAUGAUUCCAGACUCUGUUUCAACAUCAACAUCAGCAUCAGCAUCAGUAUCAGCAUCAGCAUCAGUUUCAGCAUCAGUUUCAGCAGCAUCAUCACCCAAGAUGAAUAUGGACACUGAUAACAUAGACUCAAUCACAGACAUUGAUUCAUUUCCUACAAAUUUUUCAUUACAGCAGGACCUACAAAGGAUUGCACAGGUCUUUGGGCUGAUCCUUCCUAUAGUUCCACAAGUUAAGAGCUUUGCAGUUCGUAUAUUUUUACAAUAUCCAUCGCCACUGGAAUGGCUCAAUACACUUACAGACAAACACAUUCAGGAUCCUCAACAGGAUGAAAUAAAAAGAGCUCACGAUACAUUGAUGACUUGUUAUCGACUUUUGAAAUUCUCAUCGUCAACAUUUUCGACGUUGUGGGAUUGGACACCGGUUUAUAGCUGUUUGGGAUUCAGUGAUGAGCCAUUAAAAUAUUUGGCGAUCCAAUGUUUAGCAGUUGUGCUUGAUAUUCGGGACGAUCAGAUAUCGGAAGCCCUAAAGGUCCACUUGAAUAUCAAGGACAGUAUUGAAUGGAGCGUCGGAUUCCAAAAGUAUCGCGCGGAUCUGUUGUCUCUACUGGAGCAGGAUCGGAUUUCAGCGGCUCAACUUGCAUUAUUCAAGAAUCCACCAACGUCGACAUCAUUAUCAUCAUCCACUGCAUCAUUAGCGGAUCGACGUAUCAUGGUUGAAGAUCUUUCACCAUUGACAGUCAACCUCUGUGGUGUACUCCUGCCAAGAUCCAACAAUCCACAUCCUCAACAAUCAUUAUUGUCGGGCCAUAAACUAGUCUUGACAGAAACCACAAAACAUAAUCUACAUUCUAUCGGACUCGCGCUCUCAAUUGGCGCACCCGUCUUAUUAGAGGGUGUCACAGGUGCUGGAAAGACUGCACUAGUAGAAGAAGUUGCCAGAGUGACCGGUCGUGAUGAUCUUGUCAAGAUCCAUUUGGGCGAUCAAACAGAUUCAAAAGUACUAUUGGGUACAUAUGUCUCCACUUCAAAACCAGGAUCGUUUAAAUGGCAAGCAGGCGUGCUUACGACGGCUGUCAGGGAAGGAAAGUGGCUGUUGAUCGAGGACAUCGAUUUAGCCCCCAUGGAAGUUCUAUCAGUUCUCCUUCCAUUACUGGAAUCCAGGACACUUUUUAUCCCUAGUCGUGGCGAAAAGAUCCCUGCUCAUGAGGGAUUUCAGCUAUUCGCGACUCAAUCCAUGAUUCCAUCUCGUUCGGGUGGUGGGCGAUUAAUGGCACGUAAUGUCGGCGGGGCUGAUGCUAGUAUUGGAGCCAACCUCUGGACACGCGUUCAGGUCAACUCGCUUUCGCAUCAGGAGUUAUCUCAAAUUAUCCAUGAACGGUUCCAGGAGCUAGGACCUGAUCAAAUUCUGCCCAACUUGAUCAUGCAUGUCUUUGAAGCCAUCUCCGCUACCUUUGCAUCAUCAGAGUUCUCAUCCUCUCAAUCCAUGGUUUCUCGCGUUAUUUCGCCUCGUGAUUUGAUGAAGUGGUGUACUCGUAUAGAUACUUUAAUCAAGGCGAAAGGGGGGUUCAUGGCGUUAGGGAACCUGAUCAGUACUAAGAGAGGAGUGGAUGAAAAGAUUCUUCAAGAUCUGUUCUCAGAAGCCGUGGACUGUUUCUGUUCCAUGAUUGCAGAAUAUGAUGUUUGGGAGCGAGUCUUGGUCCGAUUAGGUGCUGCUUUGACGAUUCCAGAGCAAAUGGUUCGACAUUAUAUCAACAGCUAUACACCAGAACUCAAUGAUCGCGACCCAGACAAUAUUACGAUCGGCCGCGUGACACUUCCAAUCUUGGGUAUUGAUCAAGGGGGAAGUCAUCGUAAAGUCAAGAAAGGAAUAAGAAAAUCAGAUUUCGCGAAGACUGCACAUGCUGCAAAACUAAUGGAGCGGAUUGCAGUUUCGGUCCAUUUAAACGAACCAGUGUUAUUGGUUGGUGAAACUGGAACGGGAAAAACAACUGUAGUUCAACAUCUAGCCAGUUUGUUGAACCAUAACCUUACAGUCAUUAAUUUAUCUCAACAAUCAGAUUCUUCAGAUCUAUUGGGAGGAUUUAAACCUGUGGAUGUGAAGGUCCUUGCAGUACCAUUGAAGAACAUGUUUGAUGAUCUCUUUUCGAGAACGUUUUCAAGAAAGAAAAAUCAGCAGUUCAUAAACCUAGUCGAUAAGCUCUAUAUGCACAGCAAAUGGGAUGCAUUGAUCAAGGCUUGGUCACAGUCGAUUCAGAUGGCAGAGAGUAAACUAGACACGAGUAGGAAACAACAAAGAGAUGUUGAUACAAAUGUCGACAGUACGGCAGCAGUAGGAGCGACAACAGCAGCGAGCACAGCAUCAAAGAAGCUUUCACCCAAACUUCAAAGAGAAUGGCAAACAUUUGCAGAUCAGCUCGCGAUUCUCAAAGAAACUUAUUCUGUGUCGUCUGCAAAAUUCGUGUUCUCAUUCUUGGAGGGUGCACUUGUCAAGGCAGUCCGUCGUGGAGACUGGAUUUUGUUGGAUGAGAUCAACUUGGCGACGACCGAAACGCUAGAAUGUCUUAGUGGAUUGCUUCAGGACGAACAUGGCAGCAUUCUCUUGGCAGAACGAGGAGAUUCUGAACCGGUAGUCCGUCACAAGAACUUCCGUGUGUUUGCCUGUAUGAAUCCUGCAACAGAUGUAGGCAAACGGGAUUUGCCUCCAGGUUUACGGAAUCGGUUCACAGAGUUUUAUGUCCAUCCACCAGAUGCUAGACGUGAGGAUCUGUUGGAAAUCAUCAAAAAAUAUCUCGAAUCCUGUACACUGAGCGAUUCAAGAGCCAUCCCCGACAUUGCGGAUUUUUAUUUGGCAGUCAAGGCUUUAAGUUAUGCACACAAGUUGGUAGAUGGUGCUAAUCAACGGCCUCAUUUCUCAAUGAGAACAUUAACAAGGGCCUUACAGUUUGUUCGUGAGAUCGUGGCCACAUAUGGAUUGCGUCGAUCGAUGUAUGAAGCUUUCAGUAUGACCUUUUUGACUCAGCUGAGCAGAGAAAGUGAGCGAACUGUCCGAGCAUUGGUCGAGAAGUAUUUGUUGAACGGUGUCAAGAACCCACGUCAAGUCAUCACUCAGAUCCCACGCAAGCCAGAUUAUCCUCUUCAAGAAGGAAGAGAGAUGAUCCAAUUUGGUCAUUUCUGGCUCCAAUGCGGCUCUCAUCCGAUUCGAGAUGAUGGGCAGUAUAUUUUGACGCCAUCUGUGGAGCACAACCUCAAUAAUUUGUCUCGUGUGGUCAUGACACGUCGAUUCCCAAUCUUGAUUCAAGGUCCUACUUCUGCAGGAAAGACCUCUAUGAUUGAAUAUCUGGCACAUCGGUUGGGCCACAAGUUUGUUCGAAUUAACAAUCAUGAGCAUACGGAUUUGCAAGAGUACAUUGGGACUUAUAUCUCUAAUUCGGAGGGACAGCUCGUUUUUCAAGAAGGUGUUUUAGUGGAAGCACUUAAAAAUGGAUACUGGAUUGUAUUGGACGAGCUCAAUUUGGCUCCUAGUGAUGUUCUUGAGGCUCUGAAUCGAUUGUUGGAUGAUAAUCGAGAGUUAGUGAUCCCUGAAACAGGUGAGAUUGUGAAGCCUCAUCAGGAUUUUAUACUGUUUGCGACUCAGAACCCAGCGGGAUUGUAUGGGGGACGCAAGCAACUCUCAAGAGCCUUUAGGAACCGAUUUCUGGAACUAUUUUUUGAUGAGAUCCCAGAGGCCGAGCUGGAAACUAUCCUGUCUCGUCGUUGUACGAUGGCUCCUUCAUAUUGUAAACGCCUCGUAGAAGUUUACAAGAAACUGAUGGCUCGUCGCCAGACCACCCGACUGUUUGAACAGGGACAUGGAUUUAUCACACUACGAGAUUUGUUCCGAUGGGCAGGACGAGGUGCAGGCAGCUAUGAGGAACUAGCUCAGGAUGGAUACAUGAUUUUGGCAGAAAGAUGUCGUAAAGAUGAAGAGCGAGCUGUGGUCAAGGAGGUCUUGGAGGAAGUGAUGCGAAGCACAAUUAAUUUGGAUCGCAUGUAUAACUGCCCCGAGGUCUUGGAUUAUAUGCAGAGAUUCCAUGGUGGACGCGAGAAUGUGGUUUGGACCAAAGCCAUGAAGCGUCUCUUCACGUUGGUGAGCCAUUGCCUCAAGAAUAAUGAGCCCGUGUUGCUUGUUGGAGAGACUGGAUGUGGUAAGACCACAGUUUGUCAGAUGUUGUCCGAGUAUCUGGGCCGCGAACUGGUGAUCGUCAACUGUCAUCAGAACACAGAAACUGCGGACCUUUUAGGAGGCCAACGCCCAGUUCGAAAUAAUCAGGGUAUGGUUGUGUCUACUAAGAAUGAGCUUGUCAACUUUAUUGUCAAGAUGGGAGGCGAAGUAACAUUUGUGCUGGAUGAAGCAGACUUGGAUGUGGUAGUCACUGCAUUUGAGAAAUUUGUCAAAGUUAAUCAACUUGAGAGUCGAACUACAGAAGAUGGAGCUGAAGUCAUUGCAGUCAUAGCAGAGCUCCGUCGCAUGUACCGCCAAGCAACUACACUGUUUGAGUGGCAUGACGGUCCUUUGGUUCAGUCAAUGAAGGACGGUCAUUUGUUCUUGCUGGAUGAGAUUUCGUUGGCAGACGAUUCGGUACUGGAGCGUCUGAACAGUGUUCUAGAACCACAACGUUUGCUGGUUUUGGCAGAGAAGGGAGGUAAGACAGUUGAGGUCAUGAAUGGAGUCCCUGGCUUCCAGUUUCUGGCUACCAUGAACCCUGGUGGAGACUAUGGUAAGAAAGAACUGUCGCCUGCCCUCCGAAACCGUUUCACGGAGAUCUGGGUCCCCGCUGUUACAGACCGCGAAGAUUUGGUCAAGAUCAUUGAGGAGCAAAUCCAAUACAAGGCUGAGAUGGCGGGCUUUGCAGAAAGGAUUCUUGACUUUGUUACUUGGUUCACACAUGAGUUGGGUAAGAGUCAUAUUGUGGUCAGCUUGAGAGAUAUCCUGGCUUGGGUUCGCUUUAUGAACGCAUUGAUGGCUAAGGGCCAAUUGACAGCUGAGGAGGCAUUCGUUCAUGGAGGAAGCUUGGUCCUCUUGGAUGGCCUUGGAUCGAAUGCUUCUGCUGGAGGUGCAUCCAUGACAGGAGCUCUUUUGAGAGAGUUCCGUCUCAAGUGUUUAAUGGCAUUGAGUAAGAAUGAACAGGUCUUGCAACAGGGUGAGGCUGCAAUCUUUACAGAGGGCUUUGGCACAGUUAAGAAUGACAGUGGACUCUUUGGAAUCACCCCGUUUUACAUUAAGAAGGGAAACCUACAAGACCAAAAAAUCAAGUUUACGCUGCUGGCACCCACUACAACCGACAAUGCCAUGCGAGUCCUUCGUGCGAUGCAGCUUAAGAAACCCAUCCUUUUGGAGGGUUCACCUGGUGUAGGGAAGACAUCACUCAUCUCUGCUCUUGCGACAGCUUCUGCGCACAACUUGGUUAGGAUUAACUUGUCAGAGCAGACUGAUUUAAUGGAUUUGUUUGGAUCUGAUCUACCAGUCGAAGGUGGAAAUAGUGGCGAGUUUGCCUGGAGAGACGCACCGUUCUUGCAAGCAAUGAAGAGUGGUGACUGGGUGCUGCUCGAUGAAAUCAAUUUGGCAAGUCAGAGUGUGCUCGAGGGCUUGAAUUCCUGUCUAGACCAUCGUGGGUCGGUUUAUAUCCCAGAGCUAGACAGAACAUUCGAGUGUAACAUGAAUUUCCGAGUCUUUGCAGCGCAGAACCCUCUGCAACAAGGAGGCGGUCGUAAAGGGCUGCCCAAGUCAUUCGUAAACCGCUUCACACAGGUCUUCGUGGAGCAACUCUUGGAUAGCGACAUCCUCUUUAUCUGUAAGCACCUGUUUCCUCAAGUUGAAGACUCGAUGUUGCGGAAAAUGAUUGAGUUCAAUUACCAGAUGUUUGAAGAGACGAUGGUCAAGCUUAGUUUUGGCCGUAAGGGCAGUCCAUGGGAGUUCAACCUGCGCGAUGUUUUCCGCUGGAUGGAGCUGAUGACUAUGUCUAACCAUGGUCUUGGAUACAAUCAUGACCCUGCAGAACAUCUGGACUUGAUCUACUUACAGCGUAUGAGAACUGAGGAGGAUCGUGCUGCAACAGUUGCAUUGUUUGAGAAGAUCUUUGACCAACCUUACACUCGCACUAAAUCCCCUUACUUCCACGUGGACGAAAUGCACUUACAAGUUGGGCAUUCGCUUCUUCCCCGUCGACAUGGAGAUACAAGUAAUGUUCUUGGGAAGGAUUUACACCUACUUCAGUCGCUCCUUGGACCAUUGGAGGGUAUAAUGAAAUGUGUGGAAGUCAAUUGGAUGGCCAUCUUGACAGGCCCAGCUUCGAGUGGUAAAACCUCGAUUGUCCGACUCCUAGCCAACCUAACUGGAAACAAGCUGGAGGAGUUUUCGAUGAAUUCUGGAGUCGACACUAUGGAGCUUUUAGGUGGGUUUGAGCAAGUUGAUGUUGCGCGGCAUCAAGAGCAUAUCCUCUUCGGACUAUCUCGCCUCGCAAGCCGUAUUUCUCGCGAGAUGCUGUUAAUCCCAGGUCAGCAUAGCACACUUGCUUACGCUCGCGAGGUCAGCCAGAGUCUUUACUUGCUUCAUUCACAAGAUAAAUUCUCAAAACGUACCUCAACUUCUUUGGCACGUCAUGUUGCAGAUGAACGUGUGAUGCGUAACAAUGCAAUCGAGUCCUUGUUGAAUCAAUUGUGGUAUCUAGUCCGAGAGUUCAAGCUGAGUGAGUUCGAAAAGGAUGCUCAAGAGUUAGAUGAAAAGUUCAAGCUUCUGCGUAACUUGGAAUUGACUUCUGUUAGCGGACGAUUUGAAUGGAUUGAUGGAUCGUUGAUUAACGCGCUAGAGCAUGGAUAUUGGUUGUUGAUCGACAAUGCCAACCUGAGUAACCCUUCUGUCUUGGACCGGCUCAAUUCAUUAAUGGAGCCCAAUGGCACUUUAAUGGUGAACGAGCGUGGAUUAAUCGAUGGCGAAGUUAAGAUUAUCCGUCCGCAUCCCAAUUUUAGGAUAUUUAUGACGGUUGAUCCUCGGUAUGGCGAGCUUUCGAGAGCCAUGCGAAACCGUGGAGUCGAGAUUACGCUAGUGGAUGCAGAGUGGAUCAACAGUAUACAAGAUUCAGUAAAGAUUGCAAACUCGCUCGGCAUUCGAGGAUCCGGUGUUCCGUCUAAGAUCAGCCAAAUCCAUCGUUACAUUCACGACUACUUCAAAUUGACCAUGCCAUGGAAGACAGUUCAUGCUAAGGAUAUGUUACUCUACACACGUUUUGUGGUCGAGAGACUACAACGUGGAGAAUAUCUUGAGAUGGCGCUUCGAAACGGUGUCCAGCAAGUAUAUACAUUUGAGGGUGUCCCCAAGGCAGCGAUGCAGCAACAGAAUGAUGAAUCCCAUCACUGGUUCGAGCUGCCCAAAGUUGAUGCUCUGGAGGCGUCGCCUUCAUUUGAUGUGGAAUCAAUGAGCAUUAGGAGUACAUUGUCAGUUACGAACUGCCCUCACUUGCUCGAAGGCCGCAUGUUUUCUCAGGAAUCAAAAUUGGCAACUGUGUCAUUGGAUGGAUCCUACUUGAUGUAUCUCUUACUCUUGGAUGAUGAGUCUAAUGGAAUUACGACAGCGACCAUGAUUUGGACUGCAGCUCAUUACUUUUUAGAGACAAGCUCUCUCUUUGACGCCUGUUUACGAAAGACCUGGCUUCAAAAUCUGUUAAAGAAUAAUGAUUUGAAUGAGACAAACAGAGCACAGGCACUGAUGGCUGAUCAUAUCUUGGAUCAAUUGUCACAAAGUCCUAUGAUGCCUCGUCUUGUAGAGCUGAAAGAAGCAUUGGCAUCCAAACUAGCCCUCAAUAAGAAGUUUUUGGAAUUUCAGCCUGUUGAUAUGCGUCGGAACCCGAAUUUGUUCUGGGCGAUCGACAGACUUUGUGAGACUAAUACGGAAGCGAAGAAUGUAUGGAUUGAGUAUCAGUCUGUAGCUCGUCUGAUCGCGCUCUUUAUCCGAGUCAAGAAGAUGGAGUACAUUGAAGCUAAAGUCUAUGCACAAGCGAGGGGCAAAAAGCCAAACACUGUGCAAAUCUCAUAUUUGUACCAGCAACAACUUUGGGACAAGCCGCUGCAGCAUCAGGUAGUGGCACAGAUCAGCCCUUGUCUCACGGCUGUUCGCAUGAUCAUCUUGCGAUGGAUUGAAGCGUUGAAUGGAGCAAGCGAUGAGAAUGCUACGAAACUCCAUCUGUUCCUUGAUAAGCGUGACAUGAUCUGGGAUGCUGUUCAGGAAUCAACUAUCAACGUGGGCGAACUUAUGAUUCUGGUUAAAUUGAUGUCAGAAUCCGGUGAUUUCUUAUUAUUGUUGUCUCCAGAAUUCUUUGGUCCAUUAUUUCAUAGUCUCAGUGUGAUGACUGAAGCCAUGGUAUUGACCACAGGAACAUUAAUGAAGAAUUUGUGGAGACGCUUACACCCCUCGGUUUUGGCAUCUGAAGAAUUGGUCGCUAUAGAGCAUGAAUUACUCAAGAUUGCCCAUACGGUCGAUGUCUGGUCUGAUGAAGCCAUCCUAGACCAAGAUGUAUUGGCAAAAGCUAGGGCGAUUGCCAAUAUUCCCGAAUUCAAGGACACAUUGAUCGAUGCCAUUGCGACACUUUACUUUGUGGACCAGAGCCCUGAGAAUGGAGCAGUUUUGCUUAAAACGAUCAAACAUGUCCCAGCUCACUUGCAAAAGCAAAUCGAAGGUGUUCAAAAGCAACUUGAAGGAUAUCCCAAGAUCAAAUCUAAAAAUAUUCAGGAUACAGAGAAUUUCAUGCACCCCAUUAUGGAUUUUUCAAGCACAGUGGCAGAGAUGGGCUUGCUUUCAAAACUGCAACAACAAUUACCACAAAACGAUCGUUUAUCCAGGAAGACCUUAGAAGAGAUUAGGACCCUGUAUGAGUUCUCGUUGAAAUCUACAACUCGCUCUGCAAUCGACUUUGUGCCACAUAAGCGCUUGAUAUGGGUCUUUGACUCUGAUGCUAAAGGUUUGAAUGAAAACACUCAGGCACUUUUUAAUCGGUUGAUUCAGGAUGUUCUUCACAACUGGCAUGCGCGUCUCUGGAAUAAUGCAUUCAAGGAUACCAAGUUUGACUCUUUUGGCGGGAAAAUUUUAAAUGAGGAUGUGCGUGAGUUAUUUGCACUUCAAGGUCCCGCCAAGUUAUUCCAAAGUGUGAACACUGCUGCUUACUUCAAUUAUCUAACCACUCUACCGAAGGCAGCUAUCAGCACGAUGGAUACUCAAUUGGAGCAAACACGUUCCUUAGUGGCCCAUCAGGCUCGUAUUUCCAAGCAUAUUAACCGCGUUGCUGCUUCCUUAAUCAGCCUGAUCUCAUCUAUCAACUUGAUUAUCGAUGUGAUAGUUCAAGUGCACACAGAGUUAGAUUUUACACAAUACCGCGUAGCGUUGGAUACCAUUGCCAGUUCAUUGGACAGUGAAGCCCAUCAGAGCGAAGCCUACGAGUCUUCUCUUUCAACCUUGUCCCACUUCAAAUCUACGGAUAUCACACUUAAACCGUCUUCAGUGGGUCGUCAUCUUGCGCUUGCUAUUUCUCAAUUGAUACAAUGCAUUCGAUUUUAUCAAUCUGGAGUAAGUAACGAUAGCAGCAACAACAGCAUCGAUACUCAACUCCAGAAUCUUCACGGCAAAUCCUGGGUCAACAUAGGUCUCGCUUUCAUUGCAUUAUAUAUUCCUGAUUAUUCUCUUGACCCAACUGCAAAACCUCGUUUGAUGCUUCAUGCUCUUCGAACGAAGCAAGACUCUCUUCAGACAGAGAUCAAGGUCCGUCAAGAAAUAGAGAUUUCCUUCACAGGGUCUCAUGAGAACGCCAUAAUCUUGGAAAAACUGGCUGAAUUGCGUCGAAUCGAAGACGAGAUUGAACAUUUUGCGAUAGAUGUGGCCUUGCGUCCCUCAAAUUCUCAGCUCGAAGAAUUAUUCAAGCAAAUUUGGCAGAUUCAAAAGGCUGCGAUUAAUAAGGAGACCAUCUCGGGAGUUAUAGACAAAAUCGAAGGUGCCAACAAAGAUGGAUCGCAGCUGGAUCAAGAAAAGCUGUUCCAAGAUGUGACUUCCGAAUUUAUCCGCCGUAAUGGGCUAAAGUUUAGAGCCUAUAGAGAUAUUUUGCAGCCACUCAUUGUUUCAAUCUAUCAAAUCAAAUUUGGUAUGCGAUUGGUGGCUUCAGCGUCAGCGUUAAGCUAUAUUCGAGAUCGCGAGGCACUAGAGUCAAUUGUCACUUGCCUUAUCCGAGUUCCAGACUACCAUCGCUUGGAAAGCUUGGGUCAUAACAACAACGACAAGUUUGACUCGCUCCACGUGGUCACUCAGCCCGCAACUCUUCAAGUUGUUAAACGCACUGUGUUUGGCAAGAGCAUUGUCACGAAGCCUUGGUCAUUCUACUUAAAGUAUCUGAUCACUGCACUUCAGCGUCAACGUCGUGCAAUUGCUGCAACAGGUAUUCUUGAUAAGCCUUCAAUUGAUACUUUGGAUGACCUGUUUACAGAAGUAACGGAUAUUUGGACUAAAGGUGAAGAGCAUGCAGCCAAGAUGAAGAUCGAGCAAGAAUCACUCUACAAGCAGCGAGUCAAUAAGUAUGAGGGUAUGGACGAUGAUGCGAUCGACGAGGCUACAUUUAAGGAGAUGUUUCCGGACUUUGCAGAUGAUUUCAAAGCUCCUGAUGAGAAUAUGACUAUUCCAGAUGAUGAAGAUCAGAACAAACAUCAACAAAAAGAAGCACCUGCUGUUGAGGAAAAGACGUUUGAUGAGCACGAUGUAAUCUCAAUUGGCAACCUUCACAAGAUCUUGUUCAGUGCAGCUGAACUCGACAAAUGCUCAGACACUCCGACUAUGACGAUCCAGGAACGCAAAUUUCUAAUUUGGUCUUGGUACAAUCGUGCUUCCGAGCUGUCAGAUGUCAGCGAAUGCUCAUUUGGGCACCAACUCGAUACAGCUUCUCAAGGCGCACACCUGCUCUCGAGUGUUCUGACGGAGGAAUGGUUGACAGGAAAAGAUAACAACUAUUGGUCGUCAGACCCCACGUAUGAUUUCUACAAGGAUCAGCGUGUGGCGGAAGUUGUCAGGAUUAUUCCUAUUUUAACGAAGCUCCGCUAUCGUCUCCAGAGCAUCCACUCUAUCUGGUCGGAACACGCGAUCCUCGAAUCUCUGAUUGAAUUCUGCGACAAGUUACUGGCUUUCCCGCUAGACUCCCCUGUUGCCAAAAUACUUGCAGGUAUUGAAGUUCUCUUGCUUAAAACCGAGGACUGGCAGAUGAAUGCUAGUCGCGAAUACUCUAUUCUUGAAAAUCAAGAAGAACUUAAGACAUUGAUCAUCUCGUGGAGACAGCUUGAGUUGACUUGUUGGCCCAAGUUGCUUGAAAUCCAGGACAAGAGCCAGGCUGAGAGCGUCUUUUCAUGGUGGUUCCAUUUCUAUGGAUCGAUUAUAAAGCCUACUAGAGAUAUGGAUUUAGCGGUGGAUGAAGGGAUCGAAGUCGAUGUCCUUGCUCAUGUUAAAGCGCUUCUCGGUGUUUUGGACCAGUUCUUACAGGCUUCCAGCGUUGGGGACUUCUUGCCUCGUAUGGAUCUCCUCAAAUCCUUCCACCGUCAUCUUAAAAUCCGAGGCGAACUCACAUUUGCAGAGCGUCAGAAGCGUCUCAAGGAGAGCCAAGAUGAGAGCAGCAUCAACAAUGUUACCGCGACAGCAGCCGUCGCAGUCGCUUCCAAGGUUGCAGACGCUAUUUGGAAUGUUCAUCAGUAUUACAGUCAGUUUAUUGAGAGCAUUCAGACCUAUGUCUCCACCUCAAGGAAACCCAUUGAGAAGGAGAUGAAGGAACAUGUCAAAAUUGCCAGCUGGAAGGACACAAACAUUCAUGCACUCAAGGCAAGUGCUCUAAAGACCCAUCGUCGUCUCAACAAGCUGCUCCGAAAGUACAGAGAUAUUCUCCGCAAACCCCUCACAGAUAUCAUCACAGCCUACCAGAUGGAAGCACCUGUUGUCCGCGCCAACAAGAAGCAGGCUCCUGAGGUCAAUCAGCCAAACAUAGAUGUUUGGAUCACACAAACAACUAUGGUAACAGAUAUCUCAGAGCCUAUUCGACAACUGCUUCAGCAGUCAAUUACACUAAGUCCCAGUGAGGCGCUUCUCAACUUACCUUCUACUUUUAAUCGCUUGAAGAAAAUCAUGGCCAAAAAUGUAGUAAUGUCAAGCUCAGAGAGUGCGCCUCUAGAGGAACUCAUUGGCGACAUCAUCCAACAGAUCGAAGAUUUCCAAAAAGAAACUCCAUCUAAAAUGACAGAAGAGAAUAAGUCUCAGCUCAAAAACAUGAAGACGAUCCGCAAGCGUGCACUUGUUGAUCUACUCAAACUGCUACAACGUUUGGGGUUGAACCGUCACCGCAUGGUUCGUCUUGAGGAAGAUCUAUUGGGUUAUGUUUUCCAUUUGCCUCCCACUGAGAUCCAGGAUAUUGAGGCGCAAGCUAAAUUAAAUGACAAAAUUGUCCCUGCGGGUUCACAGGUGGCUCAACUGUGGAAGAGGUCUGAUGAUUAUUUUUACAAAAUUGUGGGCCGCAUGAUGCAACUCCGUAGUCUGUCGCAGCAGCCCCCCAAGGACAUCACCAUUGUCGAGGCCGAGAAGAGUCGUGGAUAUACUGAGCAUCUUGUCAACUUGGUAAUUGAACAGCGCCAGGAGCUGCGGUCCAUGAAGGCCUCUAUGGACAUACUCCGUGGAGUAACCUCACAGUUCCAAGGUAUCUUUGCUCUCCCCAAGGGCAAGACUGUCUCGCUCGAUGUUCAUGGUCCCCAUACACUCAUCUAUCAUAAGGUUGCGCUCGACAAGCUUUAUGAUCUUUUUGUAGACGCCAUGUUAGUACUUGAGGCAACUGCUCGUCACUCCACAACUCCUGGUCGUAACCAAUUUUUGGUCAAUGCUCAAGCUGCUUUGGUCAAGACAAAGUCACUCAAACAUUCUUUAGAUAAGGUCGUUGACCGAUGGUAUCUAACCCCUGUUAUGACUGGAGGGGUCUCUCCAAUUUUGUCAGGCUUGAUCCUGGAGACCUUAUCGCAAAGCUUGGAUGCUGUUCACGAGAUCGAGCAUAUUCUCGUCUCCCUUCUCAAAGAGAUGCCAGAAGCGCAAAGUGUCCUAGAUCCUCUGCUGUGUCAGAUCACCGAAUCUUUUCCUCGCCAAUGGUCAUUCUCUACUACCACCAUCGAUCCCUCUAAUCUAUCAUUCCAGGGUACUGUGUCCAUGCAAAAACUUGUUCAAGAAAUCAAUGACGAGAUUGAUGGAUGUAUUACCUUCGUGCUUCUACGGGUCCAAGAUAUUAGUAAAAAGACCAAAGCUGUAGCUGCUGUUGGAACUCUCUCUUCCAAUAAUACAGUUGGUAUGAGUGAAAAUAGCGAAAAGGAGGACGAGGAAGAGAAGGAUCAAUACGGUAUGCCUGAAAAGUUCAUCACGUCUGAGAAUAAGAAGCUGACGACCAUGCACCGCAUCCUUCAAAUGGAAUCAAUGAUCAAGAAAACCCGCUCGAUCAGCCAAAAGAUUCAUCAAGCCAUUCGCGUUCCAGGUGCAGCAGCAGCAGCAGCAGCAGCAGCGGCCGAGGCUUUCAUUACAAUGCGUCUCCAGGAACUCUAUCCAUUUAUCGAACAAUAUCUCUUCCUAGCUCAACACCACUUGUUCCACUUUGUCCAGUACCAUAAGACUAUUAACAAAUUGACCUAUGUCCUUUGCAAUACCUUCUCGAUUCUUUUCAGCAAGGGCUUUUGUAUUCCAGAGAUGGAGCAAGAGAUGAAAGAAGGUGAAGAGGAAACAGGUGUUGCAGGCACGGGUAUUGGUGAGGGUGAAGGUGGGAAGGAUGUUAGUGAUGAAAUUGAGGAUGAAGAGCAGGUUCUUGGUACUCAGAACGAGAAGAAGCAAGAGGACCAGGAUAAGAAAGAGACUCAAGAAGAGGACAAAGGUAUUGAAAUGGAGAACGACUUUGAAGGCAACUUGGAGGACGUUGAGCCUUCCUCAGAUCAAGAUGAUAACGAGGAUGACGAGGACGAUGAAGAUAAAGAAGAGCCUGACGAGGCUAUUGGCGAUGUCGACGACGAUAAUCCAGAAGCCAUUGAUGAAAAGAUGUGGGGAGAUGAUGAAGCUGAGGAUGCUCGUGAUAACGACAAGAUGAUUGAUGAAGAUAAAUCAACAGAACAGAAUGAGCAGGAAUCUGAUAUGGUUGCCAAGGAUGAGGAGGACUCUGGCAAGCAAGAUAUCAAUGAUAAAAAGAAUAAGAAAGAAAAGAAGGAGAAAGGUAAAGAUGAUAAUCAAGAGGCUGAAACCCAAGAAGGUGGUGAUGAAGAAAGGAAGGACCAAGAAGCAGAAGAAGACGAUGAAGCUGAAGAAGAAGAGUUCGAAGACCAUAAUGAGGAGGAGACAGCCGAACAUCGACCGGAUGAUCAACAACAAGUUGAGAUCCCAGAAGCAGAGACAUUGGAUUUACCUGAUGAUCUAAAUUUGGAUGGUAAUGAAAAAGAAGAAGACGACAAUGAUGAAGGUCUUGAUGAAGAGCCUUUUCAAGACCAGAUGGAUGUUGAAGAGCAACAGGAUCCUAAAAACAAGAAAGAUGAAGGAGGUAGGGAUGAGGAUGAGGAUGAAGAUGAUGGUAGGGAAGAUGAAGAAACUGCUUCAGGAGAGAAGAUGGAAGAUGAGGAGAUGAAGGGUCUUGACAACGAUGAGGACGAAGAGAUGGCAGAGCCUAUUGUUAACGAUGAAGAGGUGGAAGAUGGCGAAGAGAAAGAGCAGGAAGAAGAGGACGAUGAAGCAUCCCGUGAUGACUCACGUCAACGACCUAACGAACAAGCUCGCUCAAAGAUGGAGGAACAGAAGCAGGAGGAAGACGAAGAAAAUGAAGAAGGCGAUGAAGUGAAGUCUUCAGAGCAGGAAGAACAGCCCGAUCAAGAUGCUGAGGCCAAACAAGAGUUUGGAGUUGAGGGUGAACAGGGCAAGGCUAACUCAAGUGAGAAUCCUAAGGCUGAAGCUGACAGCCAACGCUCGAUGGAGAGUGCGCCUACAUCAUCUUCUAGAACUGAUCCAACUAUGGAGGAUCAACAGGAUCAACAGAAUAAGCCUCGGGACCGUGGUGAUAACUCACAAAAGAAAAAUCGCCCCUCAAAUGAACAAGAAAAAGAUAACUUCAAGAAGCCGGAGACAAAUCCCCAUCGAUCCUUGGCUGAGGCGCUUAAAAACUGGAAACAAAAGUUGCAAGACCUUGCUGAUCCUGAAGAGGAGGAAAAGGAUGAAAGGGAAGCGGAGGAAACGCCUAAGGAGGAUGAGAAUGCCGAAAAGGAAGGUGAGGAGAUGGAAGUCGAUGAAAACCAGGCAUUUGAAUACCUUCAAAAUGAUGAUGAGGCGUAUGACAUGGAGACUAUGGGCAAUGCAAAUGAGCAGCAAAUGCAAGACCGCAAGGAUUUAGGGGCCAUUGAUGAGGAACAAAUGAAGAAAGACGACGGAAAAGAGGAUCAAUUUGCAGAUAUGGAUGUUGACCCUAAAGACGAAGAUGUGGACAUGGACCAAGGCCCUGAGGAGCAGAAGCCUAAGCUGGAUGAGGAUGUCAUGGAGCAGACCAACCCUGAGAAUGCGGCAGGUGCUUUUUUCUCUCAGCGCAUGGACAAGCGCAAGAAGGAUCAAGAGAAUGAUGACGAUGAAGAGGAGCAGAGGAAGCGUGAAGAAGCCGAUAAGGCUGCUGCCGUCCAUGAACCACUCAAGCCUGAGGAGAUUGAGGCGCUUCGUCAGCAGCUGGAAACCUCUCUUGGCGAUUGGAGAUCAGGAGGACGGGAUCCCAAAGAGGCUCAAGCACUUUGGCAAAAAUACGACAAUUUGACUCAGGAUCUUGCUCUUGGUCUCUGUGAGCAAUUACGAUUGAUCCUGGAGCCUACACAGGCAACCAAACUGAAGGGCGAUUAUAGGACUGGAAAGCGCCUAAACAUGAAAAAGAUCAUCCCCUACAUUGCUUCGCAGUUCAAGAAGGACAAGAUCUGGCUUCGCCGUACAAAACCCUCGAAGCGGCAGUAUCAGGUCAUGAUUGCCAUUGAUGACUCUACCUCCAUGUCCGAAUCUCGCUCUGUUCAACUAGCUUACGAGUCGCUAGCCUUGAUCUCUAAAGCGCUUUCACAGCUGGAAGUUGGGGAGAUUGGCAUUAUGAGUUUUGGAGAGCGGGUUGAAUUGCUCCAUCCAUUUGACCAACCCUUCACAGGAGAGGCCGGAGCAAAGGUUCUGCAGCGAUUUGGAUUUGAUCAACACAAGACCAAAGUCAAGGAGAUGAUGGAAGCCUCAAUUGCACUGUUACAGCAUGCCAAGAUGAAUCAAUCUGGAGCAGCACGAUCUCAAGAGCUGUGGCAACUUCAAAUUAUUAUUUCAGAUGGAAUUUGCGAUAACCAUGAUGACACACUUAAGGCGUUAGUCCGCCAGGCAGCUGAGCACCAAAUCAUGCUGAUCUUCAUUAUCCUGGACAAUAAGCCUGAGAAGGAGUCGAUUAUGAAAAUGACAACUGCUAGCUUCACAACCGUUAAUGGUGUGCCUAAGCUGUCGUUGAACCCAUAUCUUGAAACCUUCCCAUUUGACUACUACGUGGUCCUGCAGAACAUCAACAGUCUUCCCGAGACCCUUGCGGAUGCUUUACGCCAAUACUUCAGCUUUGUAGCGACUUAGUUUAAACCUCUAACGUUCAUAAUAAAUAUAUAUGCUUAA